Penicillium riverlandense is the source of this 1080-nucleotide messenger RNA. RefSeq lists its product as uncharacterized. NCBI's taxonomy places the organism in Eukaryota, Fungi, Ascomycota, Eurotiomycetes, Eurotiales, Aspergillaceae. Bases 1 to 1080 code for a protein of 359 amino acids. The transcript has a single exon. The record is from RefSeq and is a predicted model, not a curated record.
AUGUCAACCACCCGAUCUAUCAACAAUGGACUCACUCUGCCCACACUCAAUGAUUACGGCAGCAUCUUCGACCACUCCCUAGACUCGCCGGUGGAGGAGCCACACGAAUGGGAAAUCCCCGAGAACGGAGUCGAGCGAAGACGAAGUCAACAGAAGAACGAACAGCCCGAUCCGAAAAACAGGAAGAGCGCGGUGGAAUGGGUUAUCCCAGCGUUGCGCAACUGGUCACUCCCUUCGUUUCUUGGGGACCUAGGUCGAACGCUGAUCAACGACGGAGUAUACCUCCCGCACCCGGAUAUAGCACCAUCCAUCAACGGACAUCCGCAUCAGCACAGACAGACACCGGCUCCGCUCUCGUGGACGGAUCCGUCGGCUCCACACUGGGAGACAGAACAGUGGCUUAAGCGGCUUCCGCUGCAGAACAAGACCAGGUUUUACCAGAUAGAGCUCCUCGACGAGCCGCUGAUCGGUGCAGAGAACUAUCUUUCCUGGGCAGAGAAUAUGGGCGAGAUGCUGGACCAGUGCAAUGUCUGGCCGAUUGUUGGCGGUGGUCUGGAACCAGUGCCGGCGAUGAGCAAGUUUUGUACCCAGUGGAGGCAGGUGAACAAUCACGUGUGGAUGAUAAUCACUGCAAAUGUGUCGCGGGAGAUCCGGCGCGAGCUCUGCGUUAAUGGAUUGGCGUGGGACGCGCGAGGCACUUGGAGUUAUCUCCAGGGGACAUGUGGCGGCGACUUGGCCAUGACACGGCGAUCCAUGCAAGGCAUACAAGACCUUUUGCACAUCAAGUACGACGACUGCUCAUCGCUAGAUGAUUACCUGGGUAGAAUGCUAGUCUGCAUCCGGGCCAUCGAGUGCAACCGCCAAGGGAGAGAAGACAAUGUUUGGUUGUGGUGCCAGUUCAUUCUGGCAAAUCUAGGCCGGGAAUGGGAUGAUUGGGUCUCGGAUCUUGUGACAAAAGCCGAAGAUGACAGCACCAAUGGUGACUUCCUGGACAGCUUCGAGCACCUAUAUCAACUCCUCGGGGUGGAGGAGACGCGGCGGGUACGCGCUUCGCGCUUCCUGUCGCGGAGUGGUGAGUGA